GCUCAAAUAUCAACAUCCGUCCCACCCUCGUUCCGUCUCUUCUGAGCCCAGUCUCCUUUCAUAAGCUCCUCGCCCUCCUCUCUCUCGUCGGCUUCCUGCACGUCGGAGCUCACCUGCCAUCCGUCUCAGACCCCCGCCUAAACUUAGUCAAGCCUCUGUAACCCCAAUUUGGUCUCUAGACUUCACUAUCCGUGAUGGGACUCGGCAGUGUGCUAGCCUGGUGGGCACUCUUUGGGAGCUUAGCCCAUGCGGUUUCUACCUUCAGCCCCGCGAGGCCACCGGCGAUCCCCCUUGCGGUAAAGGCGCCGUAUCUGAACUCGUGGCUGAGGGUCGGAAGCGACGGCGGGAGCGGGGGCUACCUUGCCGGUUCGUGGCCGACAUUUUGGACGGAACAAAUCACGGGGUGGGUGGGCUUUAUUCGCGUGGAUGGGAAGGCAUACAACUGGUUAGGGGCACCUCCGGGCGUGGAUCUAGUUGACCAGACCGACUUCUCUUACACCUCGACGCGGAGCACGUUUCUGAUGAACGUGGGAGGCAAGGUCGAGAUGAACAUUACGUUCCUGUCGCCCGUGACGCCCACUGACCUAAAGCGACAAUCUCUGGUUUUCUCCUACCUGGAGGUCGGCGUCCAUUCGCUAGAUGGCGCCGACCACGACGUUCAGCUUUACACGGACUGCUCGGCUGAAUGGGCAUCCGGCGACCAGAGCGCCAUCGUCGAAUGGGACUACAAGACGGCCGAUGGUGUUGCUUAUCAUGAAUUUACGCGACAGAAUCAACAGCCGAUAUCUGAACACAAUGAGCAAGCGAACUGGGGCACCUGGUUCUGGUCUACCAAAGACGUCGACAAUCUCUCGUGGCAAAGCGGUGCGGAUGUGGACGUGAGAGGGACUUUCAUCAACCAAGGUGUGCUCCCGAACUCAAAAGACACCCGAUUCCGAGCUGUACGAGAUUCAUGGCCCGUUUUCGGGUUCUCCAACGACCUCGGGUCCGUCGGAGCGUCGCACGUCUCUACCCUGUAUACAAUCGGCGUGACGCAAGGCGAUGCCAUUCAACUCUUGGGCGAAGGCGAAGGCGGCAGCCUCACGACCUACCCGUCGCUGUGGAAGAGCUAUUUUAACUCCGACGUUGAAGCUAUGACGUUCUUCUAUAACGACUACGGCGAGGCGUCGAAGCUGGCCACGGACUUGGACAAUAGGGUCGCUAGGGAUUCCCUCGCCGCCGCAGGCCAGGACUACUUGACCUUGACUAGCCUCAGCGUCCGGCAGACGUUCGGCGCUCUGCAGUUUACGGGCACAGACUCGGACCCGUUGGUGUUCCUCAAGGAGAUCAGCUCCAACAGCGAUAUCCAGACGGUGGAUGUCAUCUUCCCCGCCAUACCGCUAAUCCUAUACACGAACCCGACGCUGAUCAAGUACAUGCUCAAGCCGCUCUUCCUCAACCAGGAGAACGGGCACUACCCUAAUCGGAACGCGAUACACGACCUCGGCACGUUCCCGCUGGCCAGGGGCUACCCGGACGGCUCAGACGAGCCGAUGCCGCUCGAGGAGUGCGGUAAUAUGAUUAUCAUGGUCCUCGCAUACGCGCAGCGGACGGGAGACAACGACUACCUCCGGGAGCACUACGAGAUCCUGCGGCAGUGGGCGGGGUUCCUGGUGGACGAGGCGCUCAUCCCCGCGGAGCAGAUCUCGACGGACGACUUCGCUGGCCCGCUGGCGAACCAGACCAACCUUGGGCUCAAGGGGAUCAUCGGGCUGCGCGCGAUGGCGGAGAUCUCGGAGCGCGUGCGCAACGACACCGACGCGAAGAGCUACGGCGACACGGCGACGUCGUACAUCGCGCAGUGGCAGGGGUUCGGGAUCAACUACGAGGCGGAGCCGCCGCACACGACGCUGAGCUACGGCGACGGGGCCUCGCACGGCCUGCUGUAUAACCUGUACGCGAACUCACUGCUCGGGUUCGGCGACAGCUUCGUGCCGCGCUCGGUGUACGACAUGCAGUCGGCCUUCUACCCGACGGCGGCCAACGAGUACGGCAUCCCGCUAGACACGCGCCACACCUAUACCAAGACGGACUGGAUGCUCUGGGCUGCCGCCAUCGCGGGCCCCGAGACACGCGACACCUUCAUCCGGCUCAUCGCGCGCUGGAUCGACGUCACGCCCACGAACCUGGCGCUCACGGACCUCUACGACACCAUCAACGGCGACUACCCCGGCGGCCUGCGGUUCACGGCGCGACCCGUCGUCGGCGGCCACUUUUCGCUGCUGGCGCUGCCUUAGCUGGUAGAGCUCUCGGAGAGCAUGACGCGGGUGUAUCGAGGGCGGCCAGGAGAGGUACGCACGCCGUCCGGUGAUGCCAUCACGUCGCCAACUCUCUCCCAUCCCCUCGCAUCACACACUCCCACACUCACAUAUCAUCUCCCUUCCUCCCCUCCCCCUUUUCAGUUUCUCGACCCUCGCUAUGCCCGUGGCGCCCCCCAUACCC
Messenger RNA from Durotheca rogersii, 2481 nucleotides. RefSeq names its product glutaminase A. The record is from RefSeq and is a predicted model, not a curated record. NCBI's taxonomy places the organism in Eukaryota, Fungi, Ascomycota, Sordariomycetes, Xylariales, Xylariaceae. The coding region runs from base 195 to 2276 and encodes 693 amino acids. Gene Ontology annotation, biological process: carbohydrate metabolic process. The transcript has 6 exons.